AUGACAGAUCUUUUAGAACAGGUUGUGCAUCCGGACUUCUCAUCAGAAGAUGUGGCAAACGUCUUUUCUAAUAAACCCUUGGGUAAUACACCCAAUGAACCCAAGGAUAUCAAUCAAGCAUUCUUUGCGAUACAAAAGUUAUAUCAAACGCAACUAAGGGUUUUUUGGGAAUUAGCCAGUUUAAGACAUUACAUCGAACAAAAACUGGUACCCAGAGGUCUUAGACCAGACAUUUUAUUACCUGAUAAAGUCAAGACCGAAGAGCAGUUAGCAGAAUGGAAUUCCAUUCUUUUGGAGUGCUCGGCCAAAAUUAUGCAUUUUCUAAUUCAGUUAGAACAACAAAGCUUAGACAAAACUAAUGGGGAACUGGAUAUUGAAAUAAAGAAAAUUAGAACUUUUGAUAAAGAACCAAGCUUUUCAGCUAUGGAGAACAAGCUGAGUAAAAACUUAGAAAAUUUCAAAAGAAACAUUAGACAGAAAAAACACUACAAAUUCCAAAGGGACUAUAGGGAUUUCCAGGAAGGUAAUAUUUUUAAAAAUAAAAACAAAAGGAGGUUUAAUAUUAAUAAAACACACUCUAAAGGCUUCUCCUCAUCAGAUGAGACUGAGUGGUCGGAAUCAGAAUCUAGACCUCGUUACCAGAAGAGGCAGAAUACCCGUUUCACUCAAUAUACACCCUCAGGGCAGACUAAGGGUAUUUUGAGAAACACGGAUAGAAACAUAACAUUCACAGACCCUCCAGUGGAUCCAAGUGUCAUUACAAACUCUAGACAUGAAUCCACUGCAGGACCAACCCAAUCACCACUGACUUUUUUAGAUCAGGAUUGGCCACAACCACAAAGGGAGAGACUAAGAGACAGGAACAGAUGGGGGUACAAGACACAGAAAUCCAACUUCCAAUAG
Messenger RNA from Pelobates cultripes (western spadefoot toad), 903 nucleotides. The record is from the annotation of a GenBank genome assembly. NCBI's taxonomy places the organism in Eukaryota, Metazoa, Chordata, Amphibia, Anura, Pelobatidae.